Molecule: messenger RNA, 1296 nt
Organism: Cylindrotheca closterium
Lineage: Eukaryota; Bacillariophyta; Bacillariophyceae; Bacillariales; Bacillariaceae
Source: the annotation of a GenBank genome assembly
AUGUUCAGAGGAGGCCAAGACAAUUUCGACGUCUUGGCCGGCCCUGUCCCCAAUGAGGGGACAAAGCCAGAGGAUGUUGAAACUCAGAUCGCCAGUGAUUUGGCACAAGCUUCUCCUGGGGACAGGGAGCGAGCAUAUUUUGACCUUCAUGGCAUUCCCAAUGUCUGGAGUGAAACACCUCAACUGAUACAGCAAAAUUUGGAACGUAUGGAUCAGAAAGUGCAGGGAAUUAGAUACAAGGUUGCAUUCGAAAUGGCGGAAGCACAAUCUUCCCGCUAUGUUCGAGAUCGAGAGCUGCGGUUGACAUUCCUUAGAGCGGAUAUGUUUGAUGCAAACAAGGCAGCUCUCCGGUUUGCUCGUUUCUUCCAGGCAAAACUGGAUCUCUUUGGCCAAGAGAAGCUAGCAUUGAAUAUCACACAGGACGAUCUGGACCAUGAUGAUAUGAUGUUGCUAAAUUCCGGAUACGGGCGGUUCUUGGAGCAACCUGACCAGACCGGGAGACCAGUGGCCGUCCUCUUUUUCAAUGAAGAGCAGCUCAACUUCAAUAUAAUUUCUUUGCUACGACAAGUCUACUAUAGCAUUAUGAUCGCCAGCAAGAAUGUUGAAUUUCAACGCGGGGGAGUUGUUGCAAUAGUCUAUGGGCUAGGAGACAGUGCAAACUGCGACAAAGGAUCUGAAAUAGCCUGGAAGAUGGCCAAGCUAGCACAGGUUUUGCCAAUGCGAUUGGCAGCAAUUCAUGUCUGUUACGAGAGCCUCGUUUGGAAGCCAAUCUUGUCGACCGGGAUCGCAUCCUUUGAUACAUUUUGUCGCUUACGGGUCCGAACACAUCAUGGUCCCCAGCAUGAAGUUGCCACAAAGUUGCGAGGCUUUGGGAUUGCUCCUUCAACGUUUCCAGCGGCUCAUGGAGAACGUCUCUUGGAAGACCCGAAUUACAGAGUUCGAUUGAGGAACCAGCGAAAGGUUGAACGGUUGAGUCAAUCAGCACGGCGAAAUGCUAUCCAUAUCCCAAGUGAUUAUGAUGUGCUUUUAGGAAAGGGAUUCUCGGCGCAGAACCACUUUGGCAAUAAAGAGUUUCGUCAGUUGGUGGUUUCAAGACAAUCGGUGUACGACAGUGCAGAAAAAGGGUCGAAGCUCCAGAUAGCACAGGGCAUUGUGGAUAUUGUACACCAAUCCUCGGGUAUGUUCUUGAAGCAGGAAGAUAAGCUGUGGAUCCCAGUUGAUAAUUCCGUAGCGAGAACAAAGGUUAGCGCUGCCUUUCGGACUUUGAGGCUAGACAAAAAAGCAAAGGACAAAUAA